GGCUGGCCAGCGGCGCUGCGGCCGGCGACUGCCUCCGCCUGGCCCGCCAAGGUCUCGGCCGCGCGGCCAUCGGCGUUGCUCCGCCCGCCGGGCUGGCUGGGCGAGGGGCCGUGCCCCGCCGCCGCCGAGGUGUUGCAGGAGUACCUGCGGUAUCACGCGGCGGCGCGCGAGCGGCUGCGAAAGGGCAAGGAGGAGCGUGUGCUCGUCUACCGCUGCUCGGCGCUCGGCUUCUGCGGUGGGCACGGGGACCGCCUCAACGGUCUGCUGGGCGUCUUCCUGCUGGCCGUGGCGGCGCGCCGCGCCUUCUUCAUUGACGCGCCCCGGCCGGUGCCGCUGGAGCUGCUGCUGGCGCCGCGGCGGCGGCCCGGCGCCUGCGGCGGAGAGGGCGACCUACUGCUGGACUGGCGGAUGCACGGCGCGGUGGCCGCCGCAGGCCGAAGAGUGAACUACAACGACCGCUACAACGACAUGGUGGCCGACAUCCCGUGGCUCCUGUCUGGUGAGAGCGAGAACGUGGUCGUUCUGCACAGCAACCAGAGGAUCAGCGCCCCGCUGCUCCGCAGCCCCGAAGCGCGCGCCGCGCUGGGCGCUGGGGCGGCCGCGGAGCUGCUGGCCACGCCCUGGCUGCACGCCGACCUCAUGGAGGUGCUCUUCGAGCCCUCGCCGCUGCUGGCGGCCCGGUACGCGAAGGUGAGCAGCGCGGCGAGGAACGGGCGGCGAAGGCUCCUGGCGAUCCAUUUCCGAGCCGGGAACAGGUCCCCUGAGAGGUGGAGCGACCCACCCCGGCACGCUCUCGCGGACCUGGAGGCCUUCCUGUUGUGCGCCGCAGAGGUCGAGAAGCACCUGGGCUGGCAGCCGGACGAGGUGGCCUGGUACGUGGCCUCCGACACCGCCGAGGUGGAGGCCCUGCCGCUGUUCGCGCAGCUCCGUGCGCAGGGGAAGAUCGCCUUCCUGCCCGCAGGCCAUAAUGACGCCGCCAUCGUGCACUUGGACCGGAGCCCCAUGGCCGUCGCCGUGCACGGUCUCACGGACACCUGGGCCCAGUGGUUGACCAUCGCGAGCGCCGAGGCGGUGGUCCUUAGCACCAGCAACUUCGGCGUCACGGCGGCGGAGGCCGGGCGCGUGCGGCACGCCUUCCUCGGCACCGGCGGCUGCCUUCCGGCCGACGUCACCGCGGUGUGA
Messenger RNA from Prorocentrum cordatum, 1182 nucleotides. The record is from the annotation of a GenBank genome assembly. NCBI's taxonomy places the organism in Eukaryota, Dinophyceae, Prorocentrales, Prorocentraceae.